AUGGAUUGGCUGCCUGAGCAUCCACCAAACUUCAUGAAGAGACAACGAGAGCCCUAUGAGAAGUCAAAGAAGGCCAAGAAAGCAAAGUUAUGGGAACCUUCUGUAUCAAGACCUCCGGUACCUCUGAUCGAAUCUCCAAGUAAGUCCCUUUCUCCUCACUCUCCCUCUGUACAUUUAAAGAAAAUUGUUUCUUCCCUUCCCCAAACCUCACCCAUCUACACACAAUUUGAACCCUCACCCUCAACCACCAAACCCUCUGAAACACCUUCCUCUAACCUCUCAUCUCCCCCUCUCCAAAAAUUUAACCUCACCACCACAACCUUACCCAUCUCUGAAGCAGAAAUGUUCAAUGAACUAACUUCACCACCCUCUUCAACACCCUCAUCCCCACCUUACUACACUAUCUUCUCUGACUCAGAACCUUCUGACCCUCAAUCUCCCACCUUGGCUCAGCUUCAGGCUCGUGCCCUUGCCACACAAUAA
Messenger RNA from Lathyrus oleraceus (garden pea), 483 nucleotides. RefSeq lists its product as uncharacterized. The record is from RefSeq and is a predicted model, not a curated record. Bases 1 to 483 code for a protein of 160 amino acids. NCBI's taxonomy places the organism in Eukaryota, Viridiplantae, Streptophyta, Magnoliopsida, Fabales, Fabaceae. The transcript has a single exon.